AUGGCAUGUUUGUCUGGACCGAAAAUGUUAAUUGCCUGGAAGGGCCCAGGUAAAGGCUUGAGAGCUCGUAAAACUCGAGUGUGGACAACGUGUGAAGACAAGAAGAGCAUUUGUUUGAGUAGUGUUUCCUUCAAGAUUUUGAUCGAAGAAAACGCGUCUUUGUUUAAUAUCUCGAAUAUGGCAGUUGCAUCUGAGGAAUCCACUAGCAUUUGCAGUCACUGUGACAGAGCAAUUCCUUCCUCAAAUAUUGAUUUGCACUAUGCACAUUGUUCGCGAAAUCUCGAAAAAUGUAAAAUUUGCAGCGAUAUGGUCCCCAAGAAACAUGCCGAGGAACAUUUCUUGAACACUCAUGCUCCGGUAGCAUGUUCACUUUGUAGUGAGACAAUGGAACGUGAAAUUCUAGCUGUCCAUAAAGGUGAAAAUUGCCCCCAAAGGAUUGUCACAUGUGAGUUCUGUGAGUUUCCAUUGCCAGCAAUUGAUCUAGCUGAGCAUCAGGAGGUGUGUGGAAAUCGGACGGAACUCUGUCACAUGUGUAAUAGAUACAUUAGACUACGAGAAAGAUAUAAUCAUGACUCUAGAUGCACUGGCAUGCCAGAUACUACUGUAGGGUCUUCCAGGGAUGUGAGGGAAGCAGAAAGAAGACAGCCACAAGAUCCUCAAAGAAGGCAGCCACAGGAAUUUUCACGCAAACGGCUUCUAUUCACUAUUGCAAUAACUGGCAUUGCUGUUCUAUUAGGAUCAUUUCUGUUCCAGAGGAAAACAGAGAAUAAUCAAAUUAUGCAUUCUACGUUGUCGAUUGAUGGUUAUUUUGUGAAUUUCUCUUUGUCCGGUGUGCAAGUGUUCGUGCUUGUCUUAUGGUUGACUGCAUCCAUGAUGUUUGACGGAUUCGCAGCGGGUUUGGAAGCAGUAGAGUCAGUCAACCAUGAUGAUUGGGCACAGAAAUUGCAGUUUUAUGAAAAUGGGCUUUCAAAGCCCAUGAGUUACAGGGUGCUUGUCUGCAUGGGCCAGAUUUUAAUGAUAAAGCCUAGCGAAGCCGCACUUGCCGAAUCAUCAAUUAUGACAGUUAAUAGAGGUACUCGUGAUGUUGAUAUUCGACAACAGAACAACAAACCAAUACGCUCGCUCGGUGACUGUGGCGGUUGCACACGUCACAACAACGUGACUAACUUCACUUCUCAAAAGCCGGGAGGUGGAGAUUUCGAUCGUGUUCAAAGAGCUUCAAGAGUUAACAAGGGUGGUCGCACCAUGCCAUUUCAAGCAGUCCGACUGUAUAUUCAAGAUCAUCAUGUGGUGAUGGAUAAUGGCAUAGUCCAAGUUACUUUAUCGAAACCAGCAGGAAUUGUUACUGGAAUAAGAUAUGAUGGCAUCGACAAUUUGCUUGAAGUUCUCAAUCGUGAAACAAAUAGAGGGUACUGGGAUCUUCACUGGAAUCCACCAGGAGGCAAGGGAAUAUUUGAUGUGAUUAGUGGAACGAGUUUUAGAGUUGUAGUGGAAAAUGAUGAGCAGGUUGAGCUCUCAUUCACAAGAAUGUGGGAUUCCUCACUUGAAGGAAAAUACAUUCCCUUGACUAUAGAUAAAAGGUUUAUAUUGUUACGUGGCUCCUCAGGCUUCUACUCGUAUGCCAUUUAUGAGCACUUGCAGGAAUGGCCUGGUUUUGAUAUUGGCGAAACAAGGAUUACUUUUAAACUCCGGAAAGACAAGUUUCAGUACAUGGCCAUAGCAGAUAAUCGGCAAAGAUUGAUGCCCCUACCUGAUGACCGCAUGCCAGGAAGAUGUCAAACCCUGGCUUACCCAGAAGCUGUCGUGCUCGUUAAUCCUAAACUGCAAGAACUCACAGGAGAGGUGGAUGACAAGUAUCAAUAUUCAUGCAAAAACGAAGAUAAUCGAGUCCAUGGCUGGAUAUGCUUCAACCCACCUGUGGGGUUCUGGCAGAUCACACCAAGUGAUGAGUUCCGAACUGCUGGGCCCCUAAAACAGAACCUGACCUCUCAUGUUGGCCCCACCACUCUUGCUGUAAGUGACGACUAUAUAUUAGCAAGUGGUGCUUAUGUGGGGCUGGCCCCACCAGGAGAUGUUGGAUCAUGGCAAACAGAAUGCAAGGGCUACCAAUUCUGGACCAGAUCAGACGAGAAUGGCUAUUUCACCAUUAAAAACAUACUCAGUGGGGACUACAAUCUUUAUGCAUGGGUCCCUGGAUUUAUUGGAGAUUACAGAUGUGAUGCUAUCAUGAACAUAAUUUCUGGUUGUGAUACUGAUAUGGGUGAUCUAGUGUAUGAGCCUCCAAGAGAUGGACCCACAUUGUGGGAAAUAGGCAUCCCUGAUCGUUCUGCUGCUGAGUUCUACAUUCCAGAUCCUGAUCCAAAGUUUAUGAAUAAACUUUAUGCCAAUCAUCCUGACAAAUUUCGGCAGUAUGGUUUGUGGGGCAGAUAUGCAGAUUUGUACCCUGAUACAGAUUUGGUUUACACAGUCGGUCUCAGUGAUUACAGAAAAGAUUGGUUCUUUGCUCAGGUUGUCAGGUGCAAUUCUUUCAUCUUCGGCUUUGCUCGACUCCAAUACAGGAGGAAAGAAGAUGAUACACAUGGAGGAACUACAUGGCAGAUCAAGUUCAAACUUGACAAAGUGGAUCGCAGCAGUAGUUACAAACUGCGAGUGGCAAUUGCAUCUGCAACCCUAGCAGAACUGCAGGUUCGUGUUAAUGACGCAACAGCACAACGUCCACUAUUUACAAGUGGAUUGAUAGGGAGGGACAACUCAAUUGCUAGACAUGGGAUUCAUGGGCUCUACCGGCUGUAUAAUGUAAACAUUCCAGGAGUGCGACUAGUUGAAGGAGAGAAUACCGUCUUCUUGACGCAACCGAGAUGCACCAGCCCUUUCCAGGGUCUUAUGUAUGACUACAUACGUCUAGAAGGUCCUUCAUUUUCUGGAUCCAGUAAUGAAGCUUCAAGUUCAUUCAAAAAGAAAUUCUCUGCGAGAUCCAUGAAAUUGCUUUGUAUCAACUAUCCUUUUCCUCCAAUUGGUUUAGUUGUGAGCAUACUUCCUGUUUCCAUUCUCACGUCAAGGACUAAAAUUGAUUUGUGGUGUGUUGGUUCGGGGGCAGCGUUUCAUGGAAAGAGCCUUAGCAAUAUGCCACAUUUAGGGGUGCAACUCCUUGUUCAAGAUCGUCAUGUGGUGAUGGAUAACGGAUUACUGCAAGUCACCUUGUCAAAUCCAGAAGGAAUUGUCACCGGCAUACGAUAUAGUGGCAUCGACAAUUUACUUGAAGUUCUAAAUGAUGAAUCUAAUAGAGGGUACUGGGACCUCGUAUGGAACGCAGCAGGAAGCGCGGGCACUACCGGAAUUUUUGAUGUGAUUAAAGGAACAAGUUUUAAGGUUAUAGUGGAAACCGAAGAACAAGUGGAGGUCUCAUUCACAAGAACAUGGGAUUCCUCACAAGAGGGCAAGCUCGUUCCCCUGAACAUAGAUAAAAGGUUUGUAAUGCUUCGUGGUUCCUCAGGAUUCUACUCUUACGCCGUCUAUGAACAUGUAAAAGAUUGGCCUGGUUUUAACCUUGGCGAGACUAGGAUUGCAUUCAAGCUCAGAAAAGACAAGUUUCACUACAUGGCCGUAGCAGACAAUAGACAAAGAUUCAUGCCAUUACCUGAUGACCGAUUGCCGCCAAGAGGUCAACCCUUGGCCUAUCCCGAGGCAGUUCAGCUUGUCAAUCCUGUGGAGCCAGACUUUAAAGGAGAGGUGGAUGAUAAGUACCAAUACUCAAUCGAAAAUAAAGACAACAAGGUACACGGGUGGAUAUGUAUGGACCCGCCAGUAGGGUUCUGGCAAAUUACACCGAGCGAUGAGUUCCGAUCCGGUGGACCAGUUAAACAGAACUUAACCUCUCAUGUCGGCCCAACCACCCUUGCGAUGUUUCUCAGUGCUCAUUAUUCGGGAGAAGAUUUGGUGCCGAAAAUUGGAGCUGGUGAGGCAUGGAAGAAAGUAUUUGGACCCAUGUUUAUUUAUUUUAAUUCUGUGAUGGCUGGAGACGACCCUCUUUCGCUUUGGGAGGACGCUAAAUUGCAGAUGUUGAUUGAAGUCCAAAGCUGGCCUUAUGAUUUUCCAGCUUCGGAGGAUUACCAAAAAUCGGAUCAACGAGGGAAUGUUAGUGGCAGACUAUCGGUGCUAGACAGGUUUGUCAGCAAUGAUUAUAUACCGGCGAAUGGAGCUUAUGUUGGACUAGCCCUACCAGGAGAUGUUGGAUCGUGGCAAAGAGAAUGCAAGGAUUACCAAUUCUGGACCAAAGCAGAUGAGGGCGGCUAUUUUUCCAUUAAUAAUGUACGCACUGGUGACUAUAACCUUUACGCAUGGGUUCCUGGCUUUAUUGGUGAUUAUCGGUAUGAUGUUGCCAUUACUAUUACCUCAGGUUGUGACAUUGAGAUGGGUGAUCUCGUGUAUGAGCCUCCAAGAGAUGGGCCAACGUUGUGGGAAAUAGGCAUCCCUGAUCGUUCGGCUGAAGAGUUUUAUGCUCCCGAUCCUAAUCCUAAGUACAUCAAUAAACUCUAUGUCAAUCAUCCUGAUAGGUUUAGGCAGUACGGACUGUGGGAAAGAUAUGCUGAGUUAUAUCCCGAUGGAGAUUUGGUUUACACCAUUGGUGUUAGCGAUUACAGAAAGGAUUGGUUCUAUGCUCAGGUUACCAGGAAGAAAGAUUCUAAUACAUACCAGAGAACUACAUGGCAAAUCAAGUUCAACCUCGACAAAGUGGAUCCAAACGGCAUCUAUAAACUGCGUGUAGCACUGGCAUCAGCUACUGUUUCCGAAUUGCAGGUUCGAAUAAAUUAUCCAAAAGCAAAUCCUUUAUUUUCGAGCGGAUUAAUAGGGAAGGAUAACUCGAUUGCAAGACAUGGAAUCCAUGGACUCUAUUGGCUGUAUAGCAUAGACGUACCAAGUGCUCGACUUGUUGCUGGUGAGAACACAGUGUUUUUGACACAACCUAGAAGCACCAGCCCUUUCCAGGGGAUUAUGUAUGAUUAUAUUCGUUUGGAAGGUCCUCCUUCUUCUAGUUCGAACAAGAAAACCUGA
Dovyalis caffra is the source of this 5052-nucleotide messenger RNA. The record is from the annotation of a GenBank genome assembly. Lineage: Eukaryota; Viridiplantae; Streptophyta; Magnoliopsida; Malpighiales; Salicaceae.